Messenger RNA from Linum tenue, 285 nucleotides. The record is from the annotation of a GenBank genome assembly. Lineage: Eukaryota; Viridiplantae; Streptophyta; Magnoliopsida; Malpighiales; Linaceae.
UUCUAUCUCUCUAAAACUCGAAUCCCCUUCUGUUUGCUCGAAUUAGGCUUUAAAAUCAGUUUUCCCCGAGUUGCACGGCCAGGGUGCACGGCCGUGCACAUCACCAUUCUGGCCGUGCACCCUAAAACGCGCCGUUUCAUUUAUUCGCCUUCAUCCAUCUUGCACGGCCAGGCGCACGGCCGUGCACAUCUGGAUUGUGCCCGUGCAAGCUCUCGCACCAACCCGCACGGCCAGGUUUGUAUGUUGCACGGCCGUGCGGUUCUUUGCUUUGCCCGUGCAAGCUCU